Molecule: messenger RNA, 1050 nt
Organism: Notodromas monacha
Lineage: Eukaryota; Metazoa; Arthropoda; Ostracoda; Podocopida; Cyprididae
Source: the annotation of a GenBank genome assembly
AUGGCUCCUUCGUUCACGCGAAUACACGACCUUCCCGACAGCGUUUUGGAGCUGAUCUUCUCCUUCCUGGAGCUCUCUGCAUUGCCCAAUUGCGCGUUGGUGUGUCGGAGAUGGAACCACGUGUUGAAUGACGAAGACGGCGACGUGUGGCGGACGUGGUGUUUGACGGCUAUUCCGGAAGACUCUGGCUUGGAUCACUUGCUGUCUGUUUGCCCGACGUUUAAAGCGAAGCUCAGGGCGUUUCAUCACGCCUGGAAUCCGCACGAUUGUUCCAGGAAUAUUUACGUCAAGUCGACGGCAUUCACUUUGCAUAGAAACCCUGUGGCCCAAUCCACGGAUGCCACGAGAGCCAAAAUCGGAUUCCGCACCGGGAGACACGCUUGGGAAGUUGUGUGGGAAGGUCCUUUGGGCACAGUGGCGGUAGUCGGAAUUGCGACGAAAGAUCUGAAUUUGCAAUGCCACGGAUAUGUGCCAUUAUUGGGAUCUGACGACAAUGGAUGGGGCUGGAAUUUGGUGGACAAUCACUUGCUUCAUGGUGGGGAUUCUCAAGGAAAUUACCCCCAACUUAACAACCCUCCGAAGUAUCAGGUUGGAGAUCGUAUCAGAGUGAUCUUGGAUUGCGAAGACAGCACUCUUUCGUUUGAGAAAGACUACGAAUUUCUUGGUGUUGCAUUCCGCGAUGGAGAACUGGAAGAGCUGAAGUACGAAGUUUACGACGCAAUAAAGACGAUUCGAGACCCGGAGAAACCGCAAGAUCUUGAAGAACUCGGCGUCGUGUCGGAAGACGGCGUCACCGUUGCGCGGUGUAAGUACAGCAAGGACGUGUUGGUGACAGUGACCCUGGUACCGACUGUACCACAUUGUUCUCUGGCCACGCUGAUUGGAUUGUGCGUGAGAGUUCGUUUGGAGCAAGCCUUAUCGAGGAAGGCAAAAGUCGAUAUCUUCAUAACGUUUAACAAGCAGCUGAAUGACAAAGAGCGUGUAGCCGCAGCAAUGGAAAAUCCGAAUUUGAAAGAAAUGGUUUUCGGGUGCCUCGACUUUCGUCAGUGA